Messenger RNA from Sitophilus oryzae (rice weevil), 2408 nucleotides. RefSeq names its product protein bunched, class 2/F/G isoform-like. The record is from RefSeq and is a predicted model, not a curated record. Gene Ontology annotation, biological process: regulation of transcription by RNA polymerase II. The transcript is spliced from 4 exons. Lineage: Eukaryota; Metazoa; Arthropoda; Insecta; Coleoptera; Curculionidae. Bases 186 to 1262 code for a protein of 358 amino acids.
CCAGCCGGUGGCAAAACGUCAAACUCUAACCCCAUCGCAAAUCCACAAUGCGACCCUUGUUGUAACUAAAUAAAAUGCCUUUUUACGGUGAUUUAGUUCGCUUCAAACGAUUUAUCUUUCUUUGACGCUUAAAUUUCGUCGGCACAUCUUCAUUCCAAUAUUCUAAUUAACAAUUAAUUUUGAUAAUGGCCAGUAUAGCCGCGAAAAGCAAAAAAGGAACAGUGAUCCACAGAACGACCAGCGAGACCUUAAGAUUGGGGGAGGACGCUCUUAGGGGCACACCGAUACCAAGAAAAAAGUCACAGGUAACAUCACCAAGUUGUUCUUUUCAAAUAACAGGAGUGCUGACUAGAUAUGAUAUGGAAGACGAGUCAGCUGAUGAUCUGGACGAGAGUCAUACCGAUGAGAUAUCCAGAGUGACUGAUAAUGAAACACCGAGUUUUUCGGAGGAUUCUAAAGACGAUCAGCAAGUACCAAACAUACCGUCAACACAACCAGUCCAAAAUCAAAACCUAUCCAACGCAAAUUUAGCUGUACCUUCAGCAGAGAAGCAUGUUCCAAUCAUAACCAGCGAGAAAGUUGAAAAAACUAAGUCGAACAUAAAUACCGACUUAGGAAGGUUUAGAGUAGUCAAGUUGGCCAGUAUGGUGCCGUUCAGCAGAGGAAGAUGGACUUGUUACGACUAUUUGGACGAAUCUGCUGAAGGAAAAGCAACCUUGAACAUCAGUACAUCCGUUACAUCCAUUUCUUGUUGGAGCACGGCAUCCCAACCAAGCUAUUUAUAUACAGGGUCUAUAUUAAUGCCUGAGGAUAUACCAAUUUUCGUCCCAUUGUCUACCAACCAUCUAGGACCAUAUUCGUCAGAAAACAAUCUGCCAAAAACGCGCCAUGCUAGUUUUACAAGUUAUAACAGUAUGGAGACUGUUAUUAACAAUUCUAAUUUAGAUUCUAACCAAAAUAAACAAAUUUUUCCUACAGUUGCUCAAAAUGAUAAUUUAGUAGGCACUAACAACGACCUCGCAAGUUCAAAUGACAAUAGUUGUGUUCCAUCUUCAACAACAAUUGAUACAAAAAUCGAACAUGCCUUAGACGUGGUAAAGAAUCACCUCACCCUUGCUGUUCGCUUGGAAGUUGAAGAACUUAAAAUUAAAAUAAACGAAUUGGUGGAACGCAUAUCUCAUUUAGAAUAUGAAAACGACCUUUUGAGGGCAAACGUUACACCAGAAGUAUUGGCUACAUUGGGCAACAUUAGAAAGCAUUAAUGAUACAAUUUAAUUCUUCCAAGCCAGCUUCACAAAAUUAGUUAACCCUUGACAAAAAUUAAUCAAUAUAAGAAGAUAAUCAGGAAGUAUUAAAAGUAUUACAAACUCGUCUUUCAUUAUUUAGCUAAAUUUGUGAAGAUCAUAUCUAUAAUCAUAUAUUUAAAUACUUUAUUAGGUAUGUACUUCCUUUCAUGUCUUCUCUGGCUACUUUACUAAAUUUUACAAGUAACUCACAGCUGUAAAGAAUUGCUUAUUCCAAUUCUUUGUUUUAUAUUCUCUUUCAUUAUUUUAUAUUCUAAAUGUACCUAGUUAGCAAUAAUAAGUCAUUAGUAGAAUUAUAUUUAUUAAAAGGCACGACAACCUAAAAGAAAUAACACUUUCAAAUUAGGCUAUUUAUUUUUUAUAUAAAAAUAUUUGAAGGUAUGUAUAUCACAGAAUGGCUAAAGGAAAAUUGAUGAGUCCUUUUGAAUAAUAAUAAUUCUACUAAAAUAAAAACUCUUCUAAAAAGAAAAUAUACUAAUACCCUUUAUUAGUUAUGAAGCUACGCUUAUAGAUUUUUAAUUUAGAUUUAUAUAUACAUAUAACAAAAAGAUUUUUGAUACAAUUCAAUCUAGAAAUCUAUUCCUAGAUAAUAUGACUGAAUCUGUGUUUUUUUCAAUGUUAUAUAAGUAUUCAAGUUUUAGUUUUUUACCUAAUAUAUAUCUAGACGUUAAUAAUAACUAAAGUAGGGGCAUUUUAUAACAACAAUCAAAAAAUAAAAAUUAAUUGUGAAAGUUCGCUGUACAAAAAAUAUAACACUUCCUGUUGGCCUUCGUAAUGAAACAUAUAUUCCAGUACGAUAUUACCAUGCAUUUAAUUUUGUAAUAAAAUCAAAAGCAUAAUAUAAAAAACUUGUUAAUUUUGAAGUACCACUAAAUGUUAAACCAUAAAAAUAUCUCCUAAGAUCUAAUAUAACCUAACCAACAGAUUAUGGCUACAAUAUCGUUAAAAAUGCCCCCUUUAAAGUUAUAGUAUCUAUAUAUUGUAUUUUUUAAAUUAUGAAGGAAUACAAAAUCAAAUAUGAAACCAAAUUGUUAUCAUAUAUGUUUCCAUUUUAUCUUCCAGGUAAAUGAUUAGUUAUGUGAAGAAAUGUGAUCAUACAGUAAA